GGGAAACAUCGCACGGUAGAACAUCGAGGUGCAUACCGCCGGAACCACAACGCCAGGCAAGUUAGCCAACACCAUCCAACAGGGAAGAGAGCAUGGCCCUGCUAAAUUUAUUCAUCUGCCUGUUCGUGAUAUUCAUUUUGAGAGAAAACCUGGCUGAAGGAGGAGGCGCCUUCCGACGAGAGAGUAUCACAUUCACCGGAGCCGCCGCGACCACCGCUUUGGCGACCUCGGAGUUGACAUGUGCGGUCAAAUGUGAAGCGGCAGCGUCGGGUCUCUGUAAAGGGUUCACGCACCACACGAACGGUACUUGUGAGCUGUACAACACGGCAGCGACACUGCUACCAGGAGGAGCUAACGCGGGAAUGCGAAGCUUCCGAAAAAUACAUCUGGCUGCAGAUGGCUCUACGGUGUCUUGCGCCUGUCCGGGUGACUUCAGCCGCUGUGCCGGCCGCUGUCUGAUCCGACCCCCUCAGGAGCUCGGUUUUACCGAAGCUAAAGCCGCCUGCGUCUCGCUGGGCGCCCACCUGGCCGUGCCCCGCUCUGCAGAGGAGAACCAGUGCGUUCUGACCAUGGCGGCUGGAGUUGACGCCUGGAUCGGACUGUCAGAGCAUGGCGAGGACGGAGUGUUCGUGGCAGAGGACGGAGGAGAGCCCAUGACGACCGUGGACAUCCCUUUCUGGGGUGCCGGGGAGCCCAACUCUGCUAUCACUUACAACUGCGUGCAGAUCUGGUCUGUGAGUAAGGGCUGGGACGACACUUCCUGCAGUGAGCAGAAGGCAUUUAUUUGUCAGCUCCAGGCCUAGAACAAAGCCGAGUGUCACCGAGCCUCAUUGUGGCGUCACAAACUGGAUUAUUGCGACGCCACACAAUUUUCCGCUAUAACGUCAAAAGCACACUGAAAAAUCAUUGAAAUUAAUAAAAAAACAUCACCGCAGACCUCGAUCUCAGCAGCUCGUAACGGUGCCGGCUACGCUUAUCUUGCAAGGUUCGCUGAUGACGACAUGAAUACGAGUACGUGGUUCCACUCAUGAUUGAUCAGUUUAGCUGAACGUUUUUUUUUUUUUUUUGCUUAAUAAAUGUUAAUUCUACA
Molecule: messenger RNA, 1090 nt
Organism: Amphibalanus amphitrite
Lineage: Eukaryota; Metazoa; Arthropoda; Thecostraca; Balanomorpha; Balanidae
Product: lectin BRA-3-like
Exons: 3
Coding region: 93-803 (236 amino acids)
Source: RefSeq, a predicted model, not a curated record